Fraxinus pennsylvanica is the source of this 2313-nucleotide messenger RNA. The record is from the annotation of a GenBank genome assembly. Lineage: Eukaryota; Viridiplantae; Streptophyta; Magnoliopsida; Lamiales; Oleaceae.
AUGAAAGGGAUUUUUAUUUUCUUCUACUUGUCUAUUUUUCUUGUCUUGUUUCUAAGAGAAACUGAGUCGGCUCAACUACAAAGUAAUGGAAUUUAUAUUGUGUACAUGGGAGCCUCAGUUUCAUCAAAGGGUAAUCCAAGAAAUGAUCAUGAUCAGCUUCUCAGCUCCUUCAUGAAAAGGAAGAAGAAUGCAGUGAUACACAGCUACAGCAAUGGUUUCGCAGGGUUCGCCGCUUAUUUAACGGAGGAUGAGGCUAAAUCAAUAGCUCAAAGACCCGGAGUUGUGUCUGUUUUUCCCGAUCCAGUUUUACAACUUCACACAACGCAUUCUUGGGAUUUCUUGAGGUACCAAACUGCUGUAGAGGUUGAUUCCAAGCCUAGAUCAACUUCGGAUUCAUUUUCCAAUGGAACAGACACUAUUAUUGGCAUCUUGGAUACAGGAAUUUGGCCUGAAUCUGAGAGUUUCAGUGAUGAGGAUAUGGGUCCAAUUCCAUCACGGUGGAAAGGCACAUGUAUGGAAGGCCAUGACUUCACUUCCUUGAGCUGCAACAGGAAACUAAUUGGAGCAAGGUAUUAUGAAGAACCUGGAUCCAGCAACACAGGAGCAUCUGGCACACCUAGAGACAAGAAUGGUCACGGUACUCAUGUUGCAUCAACUGCGGCAGGCAUCCCAGUUAAAGGGGCAUCAUAUUAUGGCCUAGCCGAAGGGACUGCAAAGGGUGGCUCACCAGGAUCAAGAAUCGCUAUGUACCGUGUUUGUACCCCGGAUGGAUGCCGAGGCUCGGACAUCUUAAAAGCAGUUGAUGAUGCCAUUGCUGAUGGGAUUGAUGUGUUAUCAAUGUCUCUCGGUGCAUCAGCUGCAUUGGAACAAGAAUUUUCAGUAGAUCCUAUUGCCAUUGGAGCAUUUCAUGCAGUAGAGAAGGGCAUCAUUGUGGUGUGCUCUGCUGGGAAUGAUGGCCCUGAUUCUGGAACAGCUGUGAAUAUUGCUCCUUGGAUUCUAACUGUUGCUGCCACUACCAUUGACCGGGAUUUCGAGUCCGAUGUCGUGUUAGGUGGAAACAAGGUGAUUAAGGGUGGAGGCAUUAAUUUUGCUGAUAUCCAGAAAUCUCCAGUGUACCCCCUAAUAUAUGGCAGCUCAGCAAAACCAAUCCACACUCUUGAUGAUAGCGAGGCAAGAAAUUGUAACCCAGGCUCAUUUCAAGAUGACCAAGUCAAGGGGAAGAUUAUUCUAUGUGAAAGCAAGGACGAUGACUAUUCAGCAGAAAAUAAGUUUGAAUCGUUGAAGAAACAAGGCGCGAUUGGGAUGAUAUUGAUCAACGAUAAUGAGAGAGCCGUGGCAUCAAGUUUUGGAUCUUCUCCUGUGGCUGUUGUCACAGAAGAAGAUGGAGCCCAGAUUCUCUCUUAUAUCAACUCGACCAGAAAUCCUGUGGCCACAAUUUUACCAACAGUGGUGGUACCAAAGUACAAGCCAGCUCCUGUUGUUCCCUAUUUCUCUUCAAGAGGUCCUUCAUUCAGCACUCAAAACCUUCUCAAGCCAGAUAUAGCAGCACCGGGAGUAGCCAUUGUUGCAGCAUGGCCCGGAAAUGAUACCAAAGUGGUCGUCUCUGGCAAGGGACCACCGCUCUACUAUGUACUCUCUGGUACAUCCAUGGCGUGCCCCCAUGUUUCUGGGGUAGCAGCAACAGUCAAAUCACUACACCCCUCUUGGACUCCCUCUGCAAUCAAAUCAGCCAUCAUGACAUCAGCAAUUCAGACAAACAAUUUAGAGGCACCAAUAACUACAAAUUCCGGGUCAAAAGCUACGCCUUAUGAUAUAGGUGCAGGGGAAGUAAGAACACCUGGGCCAUUGCAGCCAGGGUUAGUCUAUGAAACUGAAAUCACCGACUACUUGCAAUACCUCUGCUAUACUGGCUAUAACAUAACCAAGAUAAACCAGAUCGCGUCGUCUCUUCCAGCUAAUUUUUCAUGCCCCACCGAAUCAGAUUCUGAUUCCAUCUCCAACAUGAACUACCCAUCAAUUGCCAUAUCAAACUUGAAACAAAAAGAAACCAAGAAAGUGAUCAGAACCGUAACUAACGUUGACCAAGAUGAAUCAAUUUACACUGCUCUCGUAGAUGCACCUAGUGGAGUUGAAGUUGAAGUGGAACCAAAUAAAUUGCAAUUCACAAAGAACAGUAAGAAGGUAACUUAUCAAGUGACUUUCAGGCAAACGUCUUCUGCCAAAGAGGACAUGUUCGGCUCAAUUACAUGGACCAAUGGAAAGUACAAAGUUCGAAGUCCGUUUGUUGUAGCAAUAUCGAACGAUAGCCAGUAA